Molecule: messenger RNA, 1131 nt
Organism: Peronospora matthiolae
Lineage: Eukaryota; Oomycota; Peronosporomycetes; Peronosporales; Peronosporaceae
Source: the annotation of a GenBank genome assembly
AUGCUCGAAAGUACCAAAGCUCAGGCGCAUCUUUUCGACGCUCUUAAAGCUAAGGGAGUCAAGCCCCUUUGCAAGGCAACCGCAGCCAAUGAGCUGCCUACCGAAAGUGAAGAAGAAGAAGAAGGAGAAAUAGAGAAGACGAAGGACGUUGGCUUCAAGUGGUCCGACGUCGUCUGGUACAACGUCCUCGUGCUGCUCUCGUGGCACGUGGGGGCGCUCUACGCGCUGCUGUUCGUCCUGCCGCGCUGCUCUCUCAAAGAGCUGCUCGUGCUCUGGCUCGUGCUCUGGCUCGUCUCCGGCCUCGGCAUCACGGCAGGCGCGCACCGUCUCUGGUCGCACCGCAGCUUCAAGGCCAAACGCCCACUGCGGGUGUUCCUCAUGCUAAGCAACUCGAUGGCGUUCCAGGGAUCGAUCUUCGAGUGGGCGCGCGACCACCGCGUGCACCACAAAGGGUCGGACUCGACGGCCGACCCGCACGACUCGCAGCGCGGCCUCUUCUUCUCGCACAUGGGCUGGAUCAUGCUGCGCAAGCACGAGGACGUGCGUGCAGCUGGGAAGACGCUGGACUUUACGGACCUGCUCGCAGACCCCGUUGUGACCUUUCAGACCCGACACUAUGGGAAACUCGCGUUCCUUAUGUGCUACUUCGUGCCAACAGCUAUGGGUUCGUGCCUGUUUAGCAGCGCCUCCAGUGGCUUCUGGGUCGGGGGUAUCUUUCGUCAUGUCUGGGUGCUGCACAUGACGUGGAUGGUCAACAGCGUGGCGCACUUUUUUGGCUACAAACCGUACGACCUUAAGAUUCGUGCUGUUGAAAACCUCUUUGUUGCGCUUGGUGCGCUCGGCGAGGGCUAUCACAACUACCACCACAAGUACCCGUCAGACUAUGCGACAAGCGAGUGGGGGAUACUCAGUGGUCAGUACAAUCCGACCAAAGCCUUUAUUGACUUUUGUGCGCUCAUCGGCCAGGCCUAUGACCUCAAACGCAGUCGCACGGCUGCCAAGACUCGUGACGUUGUGGCCAAGCAAGUAAACGAAGAGCUGAUGAAGAGCGGAACGAGUCAGACCAUAUCGUGGUGGGACAGCCAAAUUAGCCAGCUCUGUUUCGGCAAGUCGGAAACUCAGAUUUUCUAG